Molecule: messenger RNA, 3369 nt
Organism: Zygotorulaspora mrakii
Lineage: Eukaryota; Fungi; Ascomycota; Saccharomycetes; Saccharomycetales; Saccharomycetaceae
Gene: INP52
Product: phosphatidylinositol-3-/phosphoinositide 5-phosphatase INP52
Exons: 1
Coding region: 1-3369 (1122 amino acids)
Biological process (GO): phosphatidylinositol dephosphorylation
Cellular component (GO): membrane; cytoplasm
Molecular function (GO): phosphatidylinositol-4,5-bisphosphate 5-phosphatase activity; phosphatidylinositol-3,5-bisphosphate 5-phosphatase activity
Source: RefSeq, a predicted model, not a curated record
AUGAUUAUCCUUUUAUCAACGCAACCUGAGAGAAGAAUUGCGAUAGUUUCAGAUUCGUUUGCCCUGAUCUUGAAAUCAGUGGGUGAAAAACAAUCCAAGAGACCCAGAUGUGCUAUAGAAUUGGUGCCAAAGAAUGACCUGGACAAUCAUGGUUUCAAAAAGCUUUCUCUGCGUGAGAUAUAUGGGUUUGUGGGACUAAUUGAGAUUGAUGGGCUAAUUUUCAUUGGUACAAUAACGGGAAAGUCUAAGGUCGCCCAGCCGAUUCCAGGGGAAACUGUGAAUAAAAUCUUCGCUGUUGAUUUCUUUUGUCUAAAUGAUUCUCGUUGGGAUUUUGUAGAAAUUGACGCAUCAGGCUAUCCAGUAGUCUCAGACAACGACACUCAAGACUAUCAGGAGUCUUCACCACGUCAUCCAUGUUAUGAGUUAAGAAAACUAUUAUCCAAUGGAUCUUUUUACUACAGUUCAGAUUUUGAUCUGACCUCCACUUUACAGCAUCGUGGCUUUAGUGAUUACUCCCUAAGCGUUGAUAAUUUUCAGGAGGAAUAUAUGUGGAACUCUUUUUUAAUGCAAGAGAUCAUUACGUAUAGAGAUAGAUUGGACGGCGAUGCCAAACAAACAUUAGAUGAACAAGGUUUCUUGACCACUGUUAUUCGUGGAUUCGCAGAAACUUUUGUGACAUAUAUCAAGAAGCUUAAAGUCGGGCUAACAGUUAUUUCAAAGCAAAGCUGGAAAAGAGCUGGGACAAGAUUUAAUGCUCGCGGCGUUGAUGAUGAAGGUAAUGUAGCUAAUUUUGUCGAAACAGAAUUAAUUAUGUACUCAUCCCAAUAUUGCUAUGCUUUCAAUCAAAUAAGAGGUAGUAUUCCUGUGUUUUGGGAGCAAGAUACGUCAUUAAUCAAUCCAAAGGUACAGAUAACAAGGUCUUUAGAGGCAACUCAACCCAUUUUUGAUGAGCAUUUUAUGAAUUUGAUUAAUGAAUACGGUCCUGUACACAUAGUCAAUCUACUAUCGACAAAAUCUGCAGAAAUAGAGUUAUCGCAGAGAUAUAAAGAGCAUUUAAAGAAGUCCAAAAAGUUAAAGCUUGGUGAAGAUGUUUUCCUAACGGAAUUCGAUUUUCACAGAGAGACCGCUCAGGAAGGCUUUUCAGCUGUAGAGAAGGUCAUUCCAAAAAUUUUAGAUUCUCUUUUGGUGUCCGGAUACUUCUCCUAUGAUGUGAAAGAAAAAAAGGUUAUUUCUGAACAACAAGGGAUUUUCAGAACAAAUUGUUUGGAUUGCUUGGAUAGAACAAAUCUAGUUCAGCAAACAAUUUCCAUUGCUGCUUUCAAAACAUUCCUGGAAGAUUUCCAUCUAGCGUCCGCAAGCUCAUCUAAUGAUUCUGAUGAUUAUAUUGUGAAACAUAACAAUCUUUGGGCUGAUCAUGGGGAUCAAAUUUCGCAAAUAUACACUGGUACCAAUGCCUUGAAAUCGUCGUUUUCAAGAAAGGGUAAAAUGUCAUUUGCUGGGGCACUGUCUGAUGCAACAAAAUCCGUGAGUAGGAUGUACAUCAAUAACUUUAUGGACAAAGGUAAACAGCAAAAUAUCGAUACUCUUUUGGGUAGAUUGCCCCACCAACAGUGUGUUCAGCUAUACGAUCCAAUUAAUGAGUAUGUUACAACCAAACUGGAAGAAAUAUUCGAUGAAUUCACUUCUCAUUCGACUAUAAACCUUUUAGUUGGCACUUUCAAUGUCAAUGGUACUUCAAGGCAAUCGGAUCUGUCGAAAUGGCUGUUUCCUAUCGGAGACAAGUUCAAGCCUGACUUCGUCGUCUUGGGGUUGCAAGAGGUUAUAGAACUAACGGCGGGCUCCAUAUUAAAUGCAGACUAUUCAAAGAGUUCCUUUUGGGAAAGUAUGGUUGGGAAAUGUCUGAAUCAAUACGAGGAAAAGUACAUCUUGCUAAGAGCUGAGCAAAUGUCUUCUCUUUUGAUAUUGUUUUUUGUGAGAUCUGAUAAGGCACAACUUGUCAAGAAAGUAGAAGGUGCCUCCAAAAAGACCGGGUUUGGAGGAAUUACAGGUAAUAAGGGUGCAGUUGCCAUUAGGUUUGAAUACGGCGUAACCUCCUUUUGCUUCGUCAAUGCACACCUUGCGGCUGGAUCUGGAAGUAUAGACGAGCGCCGUAAUGACUAUGAGAGCAUCGUCAAAAGUAUAUGCUUCACGCGCUCGAAGACAAUACCUCAUCAUGACUCUAUAUUUUGGCUGGGGGAUUUAAAUUAUAGAAUACAGUUACCGAACGAGGAAGUUAGAAGUGAACUUUUGAAUCAAAAUGACGGUUACAUUGAAAAACUGCUAAGGUAUGAUCAAUUGACUCAGGAGAUUAACUCUGGCGUCAUUUUUCAAGAGUUUAAAGAACCAACUCUAAAAUUCCGUCCAACCUAUAAGUAUGAUUACGGUACCGAUACUUACGACACCUCAGAAAAAGCAAGGACACCCUCUUGGACCGAUAGAAUUGUUUACAAGGGUGAUAAUCUGCACCCUCUAGCUUAUUCAGAUGCUCCGCUGAUGAUGAGCGAUCAUAAGCCCGUAUACGCUGCUUACAGAGCUAAAGUGACAUAUGUGGAUGAAGCUAUUAAACUUGAUUUGACAAAGCGUUUAUAUAAUGACUAUAAAGCUGCACAUCCUGAAGAGUUAGAGAAAAAUGGAAGAAGUUUAAUGGAGGCCGAUCUCAGUGGACAGAACACCAACCAGAAAUUGCGAAAAUUCGAGCCUGCUUCAACUGCUAUCUUGCUAGACCUUCCAAAUUCAUCAGCAAGCUUGAAUACAUCAGUUUCGUCGUCUUCGUCUUCGUCUCUAUCGUCCGUAUUGUUACAACCUGCCGCUCGCAAAGAGAAUAGCCCGCCAAUAGACGGAUAUGGAAAAGCUAAGUUAAGAGCACCUCCUCCACCCGCUCCUAGGUCAUCAACUGCAAGCCUCACAAAAGUCAGUGAUAUUUCGCCAGAAGUAAGCUCUUAUCUCCCACGAAAAUCAUAUACAACUGCAGUCACGUCAAGAUCGACCCCACCACCUGUGCCACAGGCCAGAAAGCCUGUGCCGCCUGGUUUCAAUGAAGUGAUUAUGACUCCCAAGAAUAACUCAAGUAGAUCUGUCUCAGCUGCUAAUUCUAAGGCUGGGUCCCCUGCUGCUGAAGGGGUCAAUUCAUCUUGUAUGGCAGUGCCAACCUCUUCCUCUACGAUAACUUCAGCGAAUCAAUCGACGCGAAUUAAAGAAGACAAAUUGUCGCAUAGUGAACCUAAAGUUUCCAUCUCACCGAAAAGAAAGGUUCCUCCUAUGAGACCUGCCAAAAAGCCAGAAUUAGAGAAUUUAAGUCUGGAUUCUUGGAAACCACUUACGCCAAAGUAA